Molecule: messenger RNA, 5525 nt
Organism: Cyclopterus lumpus (lumpfish)
Lineage: Eukaryota; Metazoa; Chordata; Actinopteri; Perciformes; Cyclopteridae
Gene: enc2
Product: kelch-like protein 25
Exons: 13
Coding region: 138-2033 (631 amino acids)
Molecular function (GO): protein binding
Source: RefSeq, a predicted model, not a curated record
CCAGUCAGACAGGCAGAGACGGCGAGACAUACUUCAGCGAUUGUCACCGAAAUAUAAUGUUUUAUUCAACGAAGUCAACGGUAGACGGUCUAUGGAUUUAACUCUACAGAUGCAAGUAUUAUAAUUCAGUCCCGGGGAUGCAGAGCCCCCCUCACCUCCUGACCGUCAGUGCCUGUGCCUGGGUCAGCAACCUCUGUCACCUGGGAGAGAUUGUCCCGGGCGACUCCCUGGAGGUGCCAAACGAAGCCGCCAUGUCGGUGACCGUCCAUGAGAAUCGCAAGUCCCGCACCAGCACAGGCUCCAUGAACAUCUCGCUGUUCCACAAGCUCUCGCACCCCGACAGCGUCCUGACCCACUUGAACACGUUGAGGAAACAGUGCAUGUUCACCGAUGUCAUCCUGUGGGCCGGGGACCGCUCGUUCCCAUGCCACAGGGCUGUCUUGGCGGCGUGCAGCCGGUACUUCGAGGCCAUGUUCAGCGGAGGGCUGCGAGAAAGUCUGGACAGCGACGUCAACUUCAGAGACAGUAUACACCCCGAGGUCCUGGAGCUUCUGCUGGACUUCGCCUAUUCGUCUCGAGUCAUCAUAAACGAGGAGAACGCCGAGUCGCUGCUGGAGGCGGGCGACAUGUUGCAGUUUCAUGAUAUUCGGGACGCGGCAGCUGAGUUUCUAGAAAAGAACCUGCACUCCUCCAACUGCCUGGGGAUGAUGCAGUUAUCGGACGCCCAUCAGUGCAAAAGACUGUACGAGCUGUCGUGGAGGAUGUGUCUGUUACACUACGAGACGGUGAGAGAAUCUGAGGAUUUCUACAGCCUGUCUAAAGAUAAGCUGCUGGAGCUCAUCCUCAGCGAUGAGCUGGAAAUAGAAGAUGAGCAGGUCGUGUUCUACUCUGUGAUGCGGUGGGUGAGGUACGACCUGGAGGGUCGGCGUCACCAUUUACCGGAGCUGCUGAGGGGCAUCAGGUUGGCUCUGCUGCCGUCUGAGUGUCUGCUGGAGGCCGUGGCCUGUGAGGAGCUGGUCAUGGCUGACAAGAGGAGCAGGUCAAUAGUAGAAGAGGCAAUGCAGUGUAAGAAGAAAAUCCUUCAGAAUGACGGAGUAGUGACUAGUCCCUGUGCUCGACCGCGAAAGGCAGGCCACACACUGCUUAUACUGGGAGGCCAGACCUUCAUGUGUGACAAGAUAUACCAGGUUGACCAUAAAGCCAAGGAGAUCAUACCGAAGGCAGACCUCCCCAGCCCCAGGAAGGAGUUCAGUGCGUGUGCCAUCGGCUGUAAGGUUUACGUCACAGGAGGAAGGGGAUCCGAGAACGGAGUCUCGAAGGACGUCUGGAUCUACGACACUGUCCAUGAGGAGUGGUCUAAAGGAGCACCCAUGCUAAUAGCCAGGUUUGGCCAUGGUUCAGCUGAGCUGGAGAACAGUCUCUACGUUGUUGGAGGUCAUACAGCCAUAGCGGGAGUUUUUCCCGCCUCUCCAUCCGUCUCCCUAAAACAGGUGGAGCGGUAUGACCCCCUCAGUAAUAAAUGGACUAUGAUGGCUCCUCUAAGAGAUGGAGUCAGUAACGCGGCCGUUGUCAGUGCCAAACUCAAACUCUUUGUUUUUGGGGGGACAACCAUACACCGAGACAAGGCCUCCAAGGUUGGUGGAUUUGUCCAAUGCUACGACCCCGUGGGUAACCGCUGGAAUAUUGCGGCCGAAUGCCCCCAGCCAUGGCGCUAUACGGCGGCUGCUGUCUUAGGCAGCCAGAUCUUCAUCAUGGGCGGCGACACCGAAUUCACCGCCGUCUCCGCCUACCGAUUCGACUGUGAAACCAACCAGUGGACUCGAGUCGGGGACAUGACGUCCAAGCGGAUGAGCUGCCACGCCGUGGCCUCAGGAAAUAAGCUGUACGUGGUCGGAGGUUACUUCGGGACGCAACGGUGUAAAACGCUGGACUGCUACGACCCCACGUCAGACAGCUGGAACUCCAUCACCACAGUGCCUUAUUCACUGAUCCCCACCGCCUUUGUCAGCACAUGGAAACACCUACCUGCCUAACGGGGAGAACACCAGCGGACAAUAAUUCCAGGAAUGGGGAGCGAUCCAGGCAGAGCAGAGUCCUAAUGGCGUGGUACAUCGGGGGAGGGUAAACGGUGACUGCUCUCGAAAGGAACACGUUCUCAUUGCUCGUCGUCUCUUCAACACAUUGAACAAUCUAGUUCAGUUGAAGGAGUUGCUCUUUGCCACACAGCGUGACUACUGGGGUUACAGGUUCCUGUUCAUCAGCCAGAACCGGAUGAAUUGUUGGGGAUUUGGACCUUCUUAAUGCUCGUUGUAACCCAAACCAACGUGUCCCUCAGCACAACCGGGGGAACUUAGAAGUGUAUUUAGAAAAGAGUCCAUCUACGCUCUGACUCGAGAAGGGAAGCUGGAGCGUCGUAGUUUGAAGCGUUGGGCCUCUGACCAAGCGGCGGACUUUGAUGGUCAGUGACUCCACUCAACUGUCCUGGAUUUCAUGGUCCCCCAAGGAUGAAUUGUGGUCAUUUUGACCAGUUUUGCACUUUUAACAUUGUGAUCAUAAGCAUGUUAGCACGCAUUUAGCUCCAAACCUCAGUCAACCCUAAGUUUUCUUUUUCUUCUAGUGGCAAGGUAAACAUUUAAUUCAUACAUAUUCAUACAAUAUUCAUACAAUUCGUAUAUUUAAUUCAAUGCAUAAAUUGUUGCCUUUGCCAGAGAUAAAAACAAAUCAUGGCCAAAAGCUACGGUGUCCAUGAAAACACAACAGCAAACUUAAAAUACACUGAUAAUUGUGUACAAAAAUGACUCAAGAUUUUUGAAACGUUUGAGAGAAGAAAAAAAACACAUAAUAGAAAAAAGAUUAAUUUGGAACAAAUUUGCACAACAUUUUGAUCUGCAACCGUUGUUGCGUUCACCCUGGCUUAUUAUCACUUGUGAAUAUGAUCGCUUUAAAGUGGCCCUGCUGCCUGUCAUUCCCACUGUGACACACACACACGCGUAAUCCUUACUUCUCUAUUUUCCAGCUCAGCAGCUCAUACUUUCACUGCUUCUGCUCUCAGAGCUGCUUUUUUUUUCAUAAUGGAAACCAGUUUUAAUGCGGAGCUCUUUCUUCUGUUAAUGCAUGACAGCAGAUUAAUCCACGCCCUGAGACCCAACUGCGAGCUGAGCCCAGUGAGACUGUUUCACCAUCCCUCUCUCGGUUUAUAUCUGUGGAAAAACGGUCUCUGAACAGCCUUUUAAAUGACGCAUCACUCGUCAAGAGAGAGAGAACCGAUUCGAGAUCUUUUACAGAUUAUAAAGGGAAAUUCUUCAGAGACACUAAAACAGUGGCUGCAGAUGAAAGACUCGUUACCAACAUGUCACAACAUGACCCCCCCCUUGUCUCUUUCAGGUGUUGAUUGUCUGCUGAAAAGCGACUCUGACUGGAGGAGAAUCUUCUGAGGCCCGACCCCCUGCGGUCUGCGGCUGGAGCUCCACACAGGACCAAUCCUUACAAAACAAAAGUUGCAUCACACAGACUCUGAGUCAGUCCUGAGCGGCGUGGCAAACAAGCCAACGGCACAGCAACAGGUCCUCUCUCUCUCUCUCUCUCUCUCUCUCGCUCUCGCUCUCGCUCUCUCUCUCUCGCUCUCUCUGUGUGAGGAUGCUUCCUGGAGAAUGUGACACUCCUCAGACACUUGACUGAUGGAGCGCUCAUACAAACCUGAGGGAUUUUGUGUGUUUCUUUAAUGUCUUUAAAAUGUUACGACUAAAACCAUUCCAGUGUAAACGAAUGAACACUGUUAAUUGAUGACAGCGUUAACACACUCCAGCGGUUUCCCUCAAAGAAUACAAAGGAGCCCAAAUGACAGCAGUUCAGUUUCCUGUGAACCUGAACCCAGGAAACCUGACUUCAGGUUGCACUGCACAUACUGACUGUAUUUACUAGUAUUGCUACCACGUGUGCACCAAUACAGUGUUAAUGGGUUUGAGAGGUUUAGAUCCGGUCAAUGAGGAUUUAAACUGUCGUCUUUUUAUCUUCUACAUAAGGAACAAAUGUGUAUGUUGGGUCAUUCUUGGGAACUCGUGGAGGGCGCAAUCCUCCUCACGAUGCAUUCAGACAACACUACGUGGAGACGCAACACUAGCACAUCCCUGUGUCUUCAUACGAUGAGUAGAGAGCUACAGGUGGAAGGAUGCAGGGAACAGAAGUCCCGCCACACCUGGAGACACGAAGCGGACAUCUCGGCCCCUUUCUGAUUGGGCUGUCCCAGACUUUUUAAUCUUUGGGUCCCAGGUGCUUUUGUAUUGUACUUCAUUCUGAGCCCUGCCUUUGCACUCGUCACGUCAAAGGAUCCUUUUAGCGCAUGAAGCGGUCUUGUGAGGCAGUUAAGUUUGACUUAUCAUCAUUUUGGGAACUUGAAACGACAUCAAUCGUUGUGGUAACAUUACUAAUUCAGGAAACUAAUCAAUAGUUUUACAAAAGACGGCCACAAUAAUUCAAAAUUCUCUCUCACACACGGUGAGAGAAAAGAACAUUUGUAUCCCAAGUGAAGAGGUGGCACCUUCACGCAACACAAAGUCCACGGAGAGCAAUGAAUUGUUUUUCCCCCACCCGGUGUGGGGGCGGGACUUAAUAUAUCCACAAAUCUAUACGGAAACCAUGGGAUGGUGAUUUUGAUGAGAUCUUGUUGAAGACUUACUGAAAAGCGUCAGCAAAAAGUCUUUUAACCUCAUUUCUGCUUUUGGUGACGAGGCUGAAACCUCUUGCAUGACUAAUUUCUGUAUAUGCGUUUACUUCCAAAAGAAUAACAUGUGGGGGGGGUUUGUGGACAGCUGAGCGGUUUAAGUUGCACAUGCACUCAUUUUCUAUUUCCAGAAGCAUGUUUGAGUGUUGAAGGAACAUGUGGAAGUGCACAGCACCGGGGGCUUUGAUGUAUUGGUUUGUAUAGGAGCAAUAUGAGGAGCAGAGAUGCACGGCGUGUCCUGCAGAAACCACCACUGCCAAAGAGCCGCUUGGAAGCGGAACCCUAAACCGAAUAUACAUUUCUUAUUUUUCUGUAACACCUAUGCACUUUUUUUGAUAUUCCUCAAUGCAUUCGUUAGCGUCCUUUGUCCCACAGGUGUGCAAUGUUUUUCUACAUGCUGGAAAUGACACCAGCUGUCACAAGAUUGGGGGGGGGAAUUAAAAAAAAGAUGGCACAAAACGGAUGAACGUGAUUUCUGCAGGACACGGAUUGCAGGUGGCUUUGUCUGAUGCAGUGUUUGCUGUUUGAGUCCUUUGCACUGGGCCUCUGUCCAACAGUUAAAUGAGUUCAUGAGUGUAAAAAGAGUUGCGUCACUUCUUAGAUUUCUGCUGCUGCACAGAAGCUCAAAUACUCGCCACCUGUUCUUUAGAAUUUCAGGUUGUGAACGCGUUUUUGAAAGAAGAGGUUUUAUUUUGUUUUUUUUUUAAACAAGGAAAAACUGAAGAUACUUCUGAGGGGGGGGAGCAAAACAAAUGUAGAUGCUGUAUGUUUUUACUGGUGAAAAUAAACUGACUCACUUUUCAAA